AUGUUACACAUCAGGCAUGAAGUCAACAACAAAGUAGUUUCUUCAUGGAGGAAUGGAGAUGACAAGUACAAAGGACCCCAACACCGGAAUGAAACCGUAAAUGCCAUAUCUACACGGUCCGGGAAGGUAGUUUCUUCUCCCAUUGAUAAAUCUUGUGUUUCUAAUGUUUCUCCACAGGUUAAGCAAUUUGAUGAAGAUGUUGAUGAAGAGGUAGAGAUGGAGUCACCGCUGGUGGUGACUACUCCGGUUCCUAAAGCCACACCAAUCAAGGAACCCGAAGUCAAACCAUACAAGCCCAAGGUCCCUUUUCCUCAACGCUUGAGGAAGGAAAAGAUUCAAGAACAAUACAACAAAUUCUUUAACAUGAUAAAGUCGGUGACAAUCAAUGUCCCACUAGUUGAUCUUAUUUUAGGCAUGCCCAAUUAUGCCAAGUUCAUCAAAGAACUAGUUACGGAUAAGAAGAAACUUGGUGAAGUAAAGGCAACCUUUCUAAAUGAAGAAUGCUCGGCGGUUAUCAAAAACAAGCUUCCACCUAAGCUUUCGGAUCUAGGGAGUUUCUUAAUUGCUUGUUCAUUUGGUAAAAAACUAACUUGUAAAGCAUUAGCCGACCUUGGGGCAAGCAUCAAUUUGAUGCCCUAUUCUGUUUUUGCCAAGCUUUCUUUGGGGCAACUAAGGCCCACCAAAAUGAGCUUCCGCCUUGCGGAUCACUCUUUUCAAUACCCAUUGGGGGUGGCUGAAAACUUGCAAGUGCAAGUAGGCCAAGUUGUCUUUUUAGUUAAUUUUGUAAUUUUGGAAAUGGAGGUGGACACCAAGGUGCCUCUCAUUUUGGGCCGACCAUUUUUAUAUACUGCGGAUGCUAUCAUUCGGGUAAAGGACAAGGAAAUUUCCUUGGGUGUCGGGGAAGAUUGUGUUGUGUUUAAAAUUGAAAAAGCUUUGAAACAUUCUUAUUCUUCCGAUGACACUUGUUUUAGAAUUGAUGUUAUAGAUGAUGCGGUCAAGUUGGAAAAAUUAGAGCUGGUAGGAGUUAAUGGUGAAGAAAGCGAUGAGAGAAUGGCAAGAAUUGGAGAAGGAGAUGUCACUAGUGACCAAGUUGAAGAGAUUUUGGCAGUUAGAAUGGAUGACACCCCAUUGGAAGACGAGGGAUUUGAAGAAAUUGAGGUAAUUCCAAGUGCCAAGCUACCCACUUCCAUUGAUAAUCCUCCAACGGAUUUAGAACUAAAGCCAUUGCCCGAUCACUUGAAGUAUGCAUUCUUGGAAGGUACAUCUCUACUUCCCGUUGUUAUCUCCUCAUCACUCUCGGGUGAGGAGAAAGCUAGACUCAUGACCAUUCUAAAGGCCCAUAAAAAGGCCUUUGCUUGGAAGACAUCCGAUAUACCCGGGAUAAGCCCCGAUUUUUGA
Molecule: messenger RNA, 1398 nt
Organism: Erigeron canadensis
Lineage: Eukaryota; Viridiplantae; Streptophyta; Magnoliopsida; Asterales; Asteraceae
Exons: 1
Coding region: 1-1398 (465 amino acids)
Source: RefSeq, a predicted model, not a curated record